AUGAUGGACGACUCGUCAUUCGCCUCGCCCUCCGCGCCUGUUCGGGACGCGCCACCGCCUUUCAAUGACCCCGACGGUGAUGCAGACAUCAUCAUCAGAUCUGUAGACGGAAUCGAUUUCCGCGUUCACAGACUCUUCCUUUCCAAGGCCUCUCAUGCUUUCCGCGACAUGUUCACGACUCCUCUUCCCCAGCCCUCCACCCCAGGUUCCUCCAAUCCAGACAGCACUCGAGAUGGACUCCCUAUCAUCCCAGUAACGGAAAACGAGAAGAGCCUCAGUAUCCUCUUUCAAAUGAUCUACCCGAUGGACAUGCCCAAUCUCACCGACCUACCUACGCUCCGCCUCGCUAUGCGCACAAUGGACAAAUAUAUCGUCCCUUGCUUCUCGCGCACUGUCGAAUCCGCCUUAGCCGAGAACCUCCCCAAACACCCGCAUGCCAUUUGCGCGCUCGCGGCACGUUAUAGCCUCACCAAGAUCGCCAACGAGGCUGCCAUGCGCACCCUCAGAAACGCAAUGAGCCUGUCUGACAUCGACCCCGCGGAGGAUGAUGAUUGGGCUCACGUCCCAAACUCGCAUUAUCAGUACCGCAAGUUCCUUCGGUUUCAUCAACAAAAUUCCGAAGUCGCCGUAGGCGUCGUACGAGGAUUGACCUGGGCAGAUGAAGGCAUUAUCCCAGGACUGAUACCCUACCGCCCUCGCAGUGGCGUUGUAGACCCUGCCCAUACCUAUGGUUUCGAUGUCCCACCUCUCGCUGGACGGGAGCGGGAGACUCGAGACUCGCCGGAAUGUACGUGUCCCAAGCAUCACGUAGCUGUCGCCGCUCCACGACACGAAUGGUCGGGGGGUCAUAGAGGUAACCCAUGGCGGAAACGACCAGACGUGUCUUAUGGUCUACCACCGCAGAGUCCAGACGCUCGUUCUUCUUCCUCAGGCUCGUCUCGUUCAAAUGUGGUCGAAGUGGCGGGUUGGUUCGUCACGUACCUCAAGCAGUGCGAGACUAUCGUGAGGGAAAAGCCGUACUUCGGAAAUGUGUUGGAGGAACCCGUGUUGAAGGAUGCGUUUCAGGAGCUGGUGGGGUGCCCCUUCUGCUCGAAGGAAGGCAAGUCUCAGUUGGAGAAGUUUGCCAUAUUGCUGGGCGCGAAGAUAAAGAAUGAGGUGACGAAGAUCCAACCGCCUUUCUAA
Stereum hirsutum FP-91666 SS1 is the source of this 1182-nucleotide messenger RNA. RefSeq lists its product as uncharacterized. Lineage: Eukaryota; Fungi; Basidiomycota; Agaricomycetes; Russulales; Stereaceae. The coding region runs from base 1 to 1182 and encodes 393 amino acids. The record is from RefSeq and is a predicted model, not a curated record. The transcript is spliced from 2 exons. Gene Ontology annotation, molecular function: protein binding.